Microcebus murinus (gray mouse lemur) is the source of this 1921-nucleotide messenger RNA. It is a transcript of the gene HIBCH, whose product is annotated as 3-hydroxyisobutyryl-CoA hydrolase. Gene Ontology annotation, cellular component: mitochondrion. Gene Ontology annotation, biological process: L-valine catabolic process. NCBI's taxonomy places the organism in Eukaryota, Metazoa, Chordata, Mammalia, Primates, Cheirogaleidae. Gene Ontology annotation, molecular function: 3-hydroxyisobutyryl-CoA hydrolase activity. The record is from RefSeq and is a predicted model, not a curated record.
CCUAGGCUUCGCACGGCGGAAAAGGCCGCUGGGGGCCGCUCUGGCCCACUGGAGGACUUGUCAUCGGUGCCUGGCGGCGUACGGCGGCGGUGGGCGGGUCCGUCGUGAGUUGGUAGCGAUCCAGGUGCAUCGCCUCAGCUGCUCGGGGACUUGUCAUCUGUGCCCAGUAGCGGUGGACGAGUCUGACGUGAGACUGGGGAGCCGUCCCGGUGCCUCGGCUCUGCUGCUUCGUCUCCGGAGUGUUGUGGCGGUGGCGCGGCGGGAGGUGUGGAGGCUCAUGGCGAGGUUUAGUACAUUCAGAAGGACUAAUAUCAUACUGCAACAUUUGAGAAUGUCCAAGCACACAGAUGCAGCAGGAGACGUACUGUUGGAACGAAAAGGUUGUGCAGGAGUGAUAACACUUAACAGGCCAAAGUUCCUAAAUGCACUGAAUCUUGAUAUGAUUCGACAGAUUUAUCCACAGCUAAAGAGGUGGGAACAAGAUCCUGAAACUUUCCUGAUCAUUAUAAAGGGAACUGGAGGAAAGGCUUUCUGUGCUGGGGGUGAUGUCAGAGCAAUCGCAGAAGCUAGAAAGACAAAACAGAAGAUGCCUCAAGAUUUCUUCAGAGAAGAAUAUAUGCUGAACAGUGCCAUUGGUUCUUGCCAGAAACCUUAUGUGGCCCUUAUUCAUGGAAUUACAAUGGGUGGGGGAGUUGGUCUCUCAGUUCAUGGGCAAUUUCGAGUGGCUACAGAAAAGUCUCUUUUUGCAAUGCCAGAAACAGCAAUAGGAUUAUUUCCUGAUGUGGGUGGAGGUUAUUUCUUGCCAAGACUUCAAGGAAAACUUGGUUACUUCCUUGCAUUAACAGGAUUCAGACUAAAAGGAAGAGAUGUGUACAGAGCAGGAAUUGCUACACACUUUGUAGAUUCUGAAAAGUUGAGCAUGCUAGAGGAAGAUUUGUUAGCCUUGAAAUCUCCUUCAAAAGAAAAUAUUGCAGAUGUCUUAGAAUCUUACCAUACAGAGUCCAAGAUUGAUAAAGACAAGUCUUUUGUACUUGAGGAACACAUGGACAAAAUAAACAGUUGUUUUUCAGCCAAUACCAUGGAGCAGAUUAUUGAAAACUUACGGCAAGAUGGUUCAUCUUUUGCCCUAGAGCAGUUGAAGGUAAUUAAUAAGAUGUCUCCAACCUCUCUAAAGAUCACACUAAGGCAACUCAUGGAGGGGUCUUCAAAGACCUUGCAGGAAGUAUUAACUAUGGAGUAUCGGCUAAGUCAAGCUUGUAUGGGAGGUCAUGACUUUGGUGAAGGCGUUAGAGCUGUUUUAAUUGAUAAAGACCAGAGUCCAAAGUGGAAACCAGCUGAUCUAAAAGGAGUUACUGAUGAAGAUGUGAAUAAUCACUUUAAGUCUCUAGGAAGUAGUGAUUUGAAGUUUUGAGGUGAUUGGCCUUUUCCAGGUAUAUUUUGGAGCAGUGGUUGGCAAACUACAGCAUAUGGGCCAAAUCUAACUUACUGCCUGUUUUUAUAUAGCUUGCAAGCUAAGAAUGGUUUAUGUAUUUUAAAAUAGUUGGGAAAAGAAUCAGAAAUUAAUAUUUUAUGAUUUGUGAAACUUACAUGAAAUUUAGAUAUCAGAGUUCACAAAUAAAGCUUUAUUAGAACAUAGCUAUCCUCAUGUUUUACAUAUUAUCUGUUGCUACUUUGAAUUGAGUAGUUACAACAGAGAUUGGAUGGCCUACAAAGCCUAAAAUAUUCACUGUCUGGUUCUUGUCUGAAAGAGUUUGCCAACCCCUAUUUUAAAAGAUGGGAAAAUUCAAAGGUCAUUAAAGAUUCUCUUGAGUUAGUAUAUCUAAUUGAAAUGGGAACUAUGUGUGGCUUUUGGUAGUGGUUUAUAUGUUGAUUAAAUAAACUUAGGUAUAGAUUAUCAAAAAUACGCUGAAAGGUUUUUUGG